This is a messenger RNA of Fonsecaea erecta, 1968 nucleotides long. RefSeq lists its product as hypothetical. Bases 1 to 1968 code for a protein of 655 amino acids. Gene Ontology annotation, molecular function: NADP binding; flavin adenine dinucleotide binding; N,N-dimethylaniline monooxygenase activity. The record is from RefSeq and is a predicted model, not a curated record. Lineage: Eukaryota; Fungi; Ascomycota; Eurotiomycetes; Chaetothyriales; Herpotrichiellaceae. The transcript has a single exon.
AUGAAACGUCGUGUGGUGAUCGUGGGCGCCGGCCCGUGCGGGCUCGUGGCGCUCAAGGAGAUGGUCGAGAGCGGGCACGAGGCCGUGCUGUUCGAGCGGUCGGGACAACUGGGGGGUGUGUUCGCCAGUGCCACGGCAUAUCCCAACCUGCACCUCACCAUCAGCAACUGGGCCAUGGCCUUCUCCGACUUCCCGGACCCGACGAGGCUGCAUUACUCGACUGCCCAAGAGUACCUGCACUACCUCCACGAAUAUGCCCGCCAUUUCGACCUCGGCCGCCAUAUCAGGUACCACAGCGACGUGUGCAGCGCGACCCUGGGUGACGACGGGAAGUGGUCGUUGGAGAUCCAGAACAACAAUACUCUGCCCGCCGGCGGUCCAGGGCAGCAGCAACCCACGAUCCACCAUGUGCAGGCCGACGCGCUCAUCGUCGCCACCGGGUCGAACGGGAUCCCCAACAAUGCACGACCUGCGGGUCUGUCCGGGUUUGAGGGCCGUGUGAUCCACUCGUCGCAGUACGACGAGGCCUUCAAGCGCGAAGUCGCAGAGAAGAAGCUGCGCGUGCUGGUGGUUGGGGGCGGCGAGAGCGGUGCAGAUAUCUCUGCCGAGCUGGGCGAGCGGUCGCCCAACAACGUCACUGUCUGGCUGCGCCGUCCCGUCUGCGUCGGGCCCCGGUACCUGAACCGGAAGGACGAGAUGCAACAGGUGCAAGCCAACAUGGCCGUCGACUUCCCGGCCAACAGCUUCCUCGAGGCCGCCACCACGAACCGCAUGAGUGCCGCCCAGAACGUGUACGCGUACGGCGUCUUCCGCAGGCUGCUGUGGUGCACACCCGUGCUGAACGGCACACUGGCGCGCAUGUCCCUGGCCAGCACGGCCUCUGCCAUCCUGCGCAACGACCAGGCCACCUACGUCACCAAGAACCAGCGCAUGUGCGAGGCGCUGCAUGCUGAGAAGAUCGAGGUGCUGGUCGCGCCGUCAAUUACCGCACGCGGGAAAAGCCUCGAGUUUGUGGUGGCUGACGACGGCGGCGGCGGCAGCAGCAGCACGACGACGACAACAACAACGACGCAGCGGCGCGAGUUUGACGCCGUCGUGCUGUGCACCGGCUUCCGCGUCGAGUUCCCCUGGAUCCAUAUUCCCGGUGAACAGGCCUCGUUGUCGUUGUCAUCGAACCCUCGCUCGUGGUAUCUGCACUGCUUCCCCGAGGGACUAGGCCACUGCCUCUUUUUUGUGGGUUAUGCCCGACCUCACCAGGGCGGCGUGCCUGUCAUGGCCGAGAUGCUGAGCCGAUACAUCGCCUUGCUGCUAAGUGGUGAGAGGGAGCUUCCGUCCGAUUACUCAGCGCGGGCCCAGCGAGAUGCCGCAGCCUCGCGCGCGUACUACAACCUCAGCCCCAAUCUGCACACUCUCGUCGAUUACAACGCCUUCCUGGAGAGCGUGGCGCGGCGCAUAGGUUGUGAGCCGAGACUGCCCAUGCUGUGUACCAUGCUGGUCAACUUCCACGUGCUGACGGUCCUGCUCCUGCUCGCCCAGCUGCUGUGCUUUCCGACGUUGCUGCGGUCGUGGUGGAGCCUUCGGACCACGCUGCUGAUGUGGGCGAUAUCAAUGGCCGGCUUCUUCGUGCUCCACGACGGCGUGCUGAUCAAGUGGUGGUUCUACCCGCACUGGGCGGUGUGGUACCGUCAACGCGGUCCCGGGGCCCAUCCCGCGCUGCUGGACGGCGUCUUGGCCCGCGUGAAUCUGUGGAAGUCGACCGCCAUCACCUCCGGGUUUGUCUUGCUGGUGCUCUGGUCGGUGCCGACAUUCUAUGUACAGCGUAUCUUCUCUGUCUUCUUGUUUGCGUCUAGUGCCGUCCUGUCUGCACUCGACAUCCAGCUUCCUGUGGCGUGGGUCGGUCUGCUCCGGCCAAAGCUCUUUGCGUUGCACGACUGCCCGUGGCGAGUGGCUGAUCUCUACUUACCGUGA